This is a messenger RNA of Dreissena polymorpha, 1337 nucleotides long. RefSeq names its product D(3) dopamine receptor-like. NCBI's taxonomy places the organism in Eukaryota, Metazoa, Mollusca, Bivalvia, Myida, Dreissenidae. The coding region runs from base 358 to 1224 and encodes 288 amino acids. The record is from RefSeq and is a predicted model, not a curated record. The transcript has a single exon. Gene Ontology annotation, biological process: G protein-coupled receptor signaling pathway. Gene Ontology annotation, molecular function: G protein-coupled receptor activity. Gene Ontology annotation, cellular component: membrane.
CUGUUUGAACAUCACUGGUACCUUUGGUUUGUUGUUAAUGCAUUAAAAUAGUACUUAGUAAAGCGGUUGACAUUGUAGGUUAACGACCGAUAACGGAGUGGCUUUAUAAUGUUUUAUUCAAGUUCUGAUCGUUGAGGCAAAUGUAGCAUUUAUAACGGUUCUUCUAACACGUGGGGAAUUUUUUUGUAUCUGAAUUAGCCACGCCACGCUGUACCCAGCGUGUAUCACAAACAAUAUAUUUACUGAACGGAUUGAGACUUUGAAUGUAAACGAUUUCACAUGAUGGAAAAAGAUGGGUACUACAUAACGGAUCUGAGCGCGUAUUUAACAGUAUGGCAUGCGGUAUAUUUCUGUAUAAUGAUCCCAACUAUUGUGGGUAACGGACUUAUAAUAAUCAGCAUAAUCAAAUACCGGAAGUUACGUAGUAACAUGCAUGUGCUGGUUCUGAACCUAGCAGUGUCGGAUUUGAUUGUCGGAGCCGUUCUGAUUCCCGUCGAUUUAUUCGGAGAUUUCUUCAAGGUAAAGUCGGACAAAAAUUACUGCUUAGCGACGGUUGCAUUGUUCAUUACUAGCCUCGGGUCAUCAUGCUAUAAUCUGUUGCUGAUUUCUAUCGAAAGGUACAUCGCCAUAGUGUACCCGUUGAGGGCGCGUUUGAUGCUUACAAAGUCAAAAAUGGCAUUAAUGAUUGCCAUCGGCUGGGUAUUAACCAUUUUAGACGGGCUGCUACCUAUAUUUGGCCUCAACACGUUCUCCAAUUCUACCGCCAAUGCGUCCGCCUGCCUAUCGACGGAAGUAUGGAACAAGGGGUACAGGGUCAGCAACGACUGGCAGCUGUUGGUAGCCCUAAUUGCGAAUGUCACCCUCUACAGUAUCGUGGUAUUCGUAGCAGUGCGCAAGGCCAGCGGAAAAAGCCGCAUUGGCGACGCGAUCCAGGGUCGUUCGCGAACGACGAAAGAGAUGUACCAGUUGAUCACCAUGGUAAUAGUCCUCGGUACGUUCAUUUUGUGUUGGCUACCGUACAAUGUGAUGAUUAUAUUCGUGACUCUCUGGGACUGCGAGUAUUACCAAUUUAUCAAGCGCUGCCCACUGAUACCGGGGGUUCUCAAUUCCGGCCUAAACUGGAUCAUUUACGGAUACCGUAAUGCGGACAUACGGACAGCUUUCAAACACGUGAUAAUGUGCAAGAAAACAAUUAGGAAUUCUUACCACGCCUCUGUGUCAUAACACUUUUUUAUGUGUAUUGAUAGACGUCUAAUAUUAUUAUCUUUAUCGUAAACAUGUAUAUUGUUUCGUGAUAGCCCUACCGUGCACUAUAUGUUCACUGUCCAUGCAAUAUU